Morus notabilis is the source of this 1121-nucleotide messenger RNA. Its product is annotated as N-carbamoylputrescine amidase. The transcript has 9 exons. The coding region runs from base 42 to 947 and encodes 301 amino acids. Gene Ontology annotation, molecular function: N-carbamoylputrescine amidase activity. Lineage: Eukaryota; Viridiplantae; Streptophyta; Magnoliopsida; Rosales; Moraceae. The record is from RefSeq and is a predicted model, not a curated record.
UUCACACAGAGAGAGAGAGAGAGAGAGAGAGAGAAAGGAGAAUGGAGAAUAAGGGGAAGAGAGAGGUGGUGGUCUCAGCUCUGCAAUUCGCUUGCACCGACGUUGUCUCCACCAACGUCGCCACCGCAGAAAGGCUGGUUAGAGCUGCUCACGCAAAGGGUGCGAACAUAAUUCUCAUACAGGAGCUCUUUGAGGGAUAUUACUUCUGUCAAGCACAGAGGGAAGACUUCUUUCAUCGAGCUAAGCCUUAUAAGGACCAUCCCACAAUUUUAAGGAUGCAGAAACUUGCAAAAGAGCUGGGUGUGGUGAUUCCAGUUAGCUUCUUUGAAGAGGCAAACAAUGCCCAUUACAAUUCAGUCGUUGUAAUUGACGCUGAUGGUGCGGACCUCGGACUUUACCGAAAGUCUCAUAUUCCUGAUGGACCGGGCUAUCAAGAAAAGUUCUACUUCAAUCCUGGCGACACUGGCUUCAAGGUUUUCCAAACGAAGUUUGCAAAAAUUGGAGUUGCAAUUUGCUGGGAUCAGUGGUUCCCAGAGGCAGCCCGAGCGAUGGUGCUUCAAGGUGCUGAGAUAUUGUUUUACCCUACUGCUAUAGGUUCUGAACCUCAAGAUCAAGAACUUGAUUCGCGUGAUCACUGGAAGCGAGUUAUGCAAGGGCAUGCUGGGGCUAAUUUGGUUCCUCUAGUUGCUUCAAAUCGCAUAGGGAAGGAGAUAAUCGAAACGGAGCAUGGUAAAAGUCAGAUAACAUUCUAUGGGAACUCCUUUAUAGCAGGACCCACCGGAGAAAUUGUUGCGGCUGCUGAUGCUAAAGAGGAAGCUAUUCUCGUAGCACAAUUUGAUCUGGACAAUAUAAAAUUGAAGAGACGUUGUUGGGGAGUUUUCCGCGAUCGACGUCCAGAUUUGUACAAGGUGCUACUUACAUUAGACGGCAGCAAUGUCGCAUCUUGAUAUAAGUUUGCCUAUUAGUAUCAUGCCUCUCUUAGAACAAACGAAAGUGCUUUUAAAAUUAAUUUAGCAUUGUCAUGUACUAUCAUCAGGAAUAGGAAAGAGAGGAAAUCUAAAGAAAUAAAUGUCGAUGGUAUAAUGUUUUAAACGAAAUAUCAAUAAAUCAAGUGUGUUUUC